AUGUAUUCAGUUCCCUCUGGGGCCUGGCAGCGGGUGAAUAUACGCUCGUCUGUACUGGCAAAAAAGCACGCUACUGCCAAUAGUGGGUGAUUUUAUCAAUCGAAUUAAUAUUAUACCACUGAUUGUUUUUAUUUAAUGGACAAAGAGAAAAUAUGGCGGUUAUGCCUUGAUAGGCUAAUGGCGUCAACGUGUCCUGUAAAUUGUGUACGAUGAAACUGGAUGGAAUGAGAGUUGGAAAAAAGUGGUAGAAUUUUCGAAUGAAACAUCACGUUUAAUUUUACAAACACACCCCUUUAUCCGUCGGUAAUAUCGUAACUUGGUGACAAGUUUUAUUCAUCGAUUUUGCAUUUUCACUUGUUGGCUUUUUUUUCAACGGUGUUUGUGAAUACAGAAGUGAAAAAAUGUGAUACUGGUGAUUUUUAGUUGGUUAAACGUGUGUCACACUUAGCGUCUUUUGACGCCAUUUUUUUAAGGAGAGGAAAAGUAGGAUUUAAGUAUAGGGGUUGAAGUGCUUGAGUGAGGUGAGUGAUUUUGUGGAUGAAUAUUUGCGACAUUCACAGUAGCUGGAAGAUAUCGGUGGCAUAGUUGUUGAUAAAGCCGCGGCUAAACUUGUUGUGUGUUUUUUGUUUUGUUUGGGAGAAUUGGACAGUGUGGAUUUUGAUACGUUGGAUUUUCGAGAACACAGGAAUACAAGCGUGGAUUAACACCAAUAACUCGAAUGAAAAUCUUCGGACUGUAAAAUAUUGGAUUUCCACGAGCUUCGUCGAGAUCCGGUAAUCACCGUCUGCCUUUCGUACAAAUUUUGAAAUUGCUCGUCUGCGGUUGUAUAACUGACCCUGAUAAGGAGAUGGAGGGAGAGCUGGACCAUAUGUAAAAGUCCCGAAAGGUCAUACACGUCCGACAAUCAAAAAUAAAAUGAAUUAUAUCCCGCUCUUCAGUUACUUAUUACAUGAAACUUGGAGAUUGUCGAGUGAUUAAGAAAUGUUGAAUAGCGGAGAAUUGUGAGGGAAAUUAUCGACCAGUAAAUCAUUCCUGAAUUCCAAUUCGGUAUCUGUCUCCCAAUAUCACGGAAUAAAAGGGCACAAUUAUUUUCUUUCCGUUUCUAUUACCACGCUCAGGCGAAAUGGCACGGAGAAUUGACCAAGAAUCUAAUAGGAAACAAAAUCUUUCGGUACCAAGAACUCAAGAAGGAGGUUUAUGCACCUUGAAAAACCAUCGAAGUAGUACGACAGAAGUAGAUCCUACUUUUUAAUCAUUUCUAGAGAAAGUUCGAGUUUUUUCAACAUAAAAGCAUCGAAACCGAUAAUCGCCAUUGAAGUAAACGAGAGAUAAGAAAAAAUCAACUGCUAAUCGAUCAUAACGAGGUUUAGCGCCCAAAUCAUCAGCAAGCAAAGAAGCAUAAAUAAGAAAAUCUUAAAAAUAAUUAUAAAAACAGUUGCCACUUUUUGGCUUCCAUCAGCCAUAAACAGUAAGAGAUUACAAGAGGUGCAAAACGUGUACAGAAACCUGAAAACUGUUUUUAAAGAAGUUGACAAAAGUUCACAACAAACUUUUAAGGAAAAAGCCAAAAAGAAAGAAAGCACCGAAAAACUCGUCACAAUCUCUCUCGCUCUCUCACUCUCUCGUUCUCUCGAGAUAGAUUCAACGAGGGAAGCCAAGUUUUUCAGUGACACGUUUGCUAAAGACAUUUUAUUUUCACUUUGGGAAUACCAGCUUCCAUACGACUCUGAACGUUCUCUCACAUAAAAUAACAAAAAAAAAAAAAACAGAAAAAAAUUGUUAUUUUUCCUCAAAGUGUCCUUAAUCCAAAUGAAGAAAAUUCUAAACAAACUAGAGCAAAUGAAAAACAAGAUAAACAAUUAAACAUUUAGUUGCACGAAAAACGUGCAAUCAUUAAGAUAUAAAACAAUUCUAAAUAACUAAAAAUGAGUAGAAAAAUGUCACGAGUAGUUUUACUGAUUCUCCUCAUCUGGUCGUCGAUCGAUAACUCGCAGAGUUCUACCGAUGCUGGCCCAAACUCUCCAGUCUUCAAUUUAGACCACACAGCCCUGGAAAAGAAUAUUGCAGCGAUUUUCAACAAAGUCGCUCAUAGUUCAGCGACGACGAAACGCAGCGUGCCAGCCUACGAGGCACAAGUCUCAGCCUCAACAACCCUUUCCACCGUCCCCUCUCCCUUGACAACAACAACUGCAAAAUCAUCAACAUCCCUAUCUCCCACCACUCCCUCAAUUCCCUCAAUGAGAAACCCAAUUCCCCGUGCAACAGUCUCGCCCCCUUAUCGCGAAUUACCCUCCUAUGCUCCCCCGUCAAGAGCCCCAUUCACUCCACCUCUUCCACCAGAAUAUCUGAACCCGUUUGCAGAUAAGCCAACACUUCGUGGGACUAACUCAGAAAACUAUUCGGGCGUAAGAAGACCAAUUCCUCCACCUAGUUUGACUCCAGCACACGAGAGAAUCCCCAUAAGACCACCUGAUCUUCUUCACGCGCCUAUUCAGACACCUGAAAAGCCUCCAACACGAAAUAAAGCAUUGAACACACCCAGUAAGGAGCAGAGAAUGCCAGAGCCUUCGGGGGAAAUCGAGAGAAAGAACAACAGCAAUGAUUUUGUUCCGACUUUGCAUUAUCCCAGUAUUUCUCGAAUCCUCUCCGGUAGCAAUGGAAGGAAGCAGGAUAUCCCGGAGAUAUUAUUAAAGCCCCUGUCAACAAAAAUACCAAUGAAAAAUGUUCCUGCAGCUUCUACAACAGAGAGAAGUACUAGUACGACGUCUAUGACGAUAAGAACAACUAGUGCCGUUAGAUCAGCGACAAGGCCUACUAUUUUUAAUCUACCAAAUACAAGGAGGCAAGAGCCUGGUGAUAACAAUGGAAAUAACAGCGAGGACGAUGACAAGAUGGAAGAAAUAGAGAUUGUCGAUGCAGAGAGAUUGCCUUAUCCUCAACCUCAACCACCUGCUCCAUCAAAAAGACCAAUUGAUCACAAUCACGUUGUUCCUCAUGCUGACAGCCAUCAUCCCCUGGAGAACACAUGGAGAAUAGCCUGGUCUCUCCACGUCUACAUAGCUGCCAUUAUGUUUACUCUCAUGGCCCUAUACUCUAUCUACAAAAUAGUGAGAUUUAAUGAAGCCACGAAUUUAUUGACUCAAUCUUACUUCCUCACUGUUCAUCUACUGCUAACCACAGUAUGUACACUCAGGUGCUUUCACCUGUUCUACGAUGCUUACAACCUUGGGAAAUCGUUGUCAAGGCCAUUGUCACAGAUACUUAUGUAUCUUCCAGCUCCACUACUGUCCACAGCAUUUGCGACAUUAGUACUUCAUCUGGCAAAAUGCUCAGAGGCUCCGUCAUUGAAUAACAAAUUUUUAUCCCCAAUGACACUGGGAUUGUGUUCAAUGAUUCACAUUGUACUCUGUCUCUCCCUACAUGUUUCAACUCACAUUCUGGGAUACGAAGACGAUGCCAGGAUUUUACCCCUAGUCUGUCAGUGUAUUUACAUUGUGGUUUGCGUUACUCUUGGACUGUGCUAUAUGUAUGUCUACAGAGUUGUAAGAUCACAAAUCAAUUUAACGACUAAUAAAUCGGUGGGCUCCCAUGUAACCAGUGAUCCAACAACUGUUGCCUUGGGUACUGCCAUUACCACUACAAUAGCAACAGCGUUACUCUUCAUUCUGAUGGGUUUCGUUCAACUUUAUGGAAUCUUUGGUGUACAAGAGAAAGCUCAACCUUAUCCAUGGCUGUGGUGGGGCUGGCAAUUUUCGGUGAGACUUAUCGAGCUUUCAAUGUGCGGUUUACUCGCCUGGGUCGCUAGCCUCUCCCAGUAUCCCCUGAGAGAGAAACAAAUGCAACAACAUUCUGCACACUCUGGAUUCGCCCUCUUUCCAUGUGGUAGCUCCACCAGCACCGAAAAUAUGGACGAUGUACUGUAUCCAGCAAUUUGUAGUACCAAUCAGGCUAUACAGAAUUAUACAAUGAGAACUGGAAAGCAGGUAUAUGAUGACAGUUUUCCAUUAAAUACAUUACCUGAGCACUUGAAUAUUUCGGGCACAUUUGAGAGGCACUCAAUAAGAAAAAGCGGUACCAUGGGACAUUUUCCACAUGAGGGAAGGGGAUCGUUGAAUCGACAUGGCAAUGGGGUCCAAACACUGAGGGGGUCAGAGAACAGGGGAAGGCAUACACCACAGGGACUCCACGAACAGGCCCCAGCGUCUGGCUCCACCAUGCUGGUGGCUGAGGAUGGAUUUGUUAGGUUUAGAACACUUGGCGCUGAGGAGGAUGAGAUGAGCGAUACACAGAGUAUUGCGGGUACUCAUGGCAGGGGUGGUGGCUCAUUGGCCGGCAGUGUGAGGUACAGUGCAAGGCAUAAUGCUGCACAGCAUCAUGCACAGCAGCACCCGCACCAGUAUCAGCACAUGCACACGUUACAGCAUCCUCAUGAUAGACAGCAUAUUCAGGGACAUCAUCAGAGCCAUCAUCAAUUGUAUAAUAAUACGUAGAAGGGGGAAAAAGUGGCACGCGUUGAGUGGAGAGCGCCUGUGCCAAUUGUUGGAAAUCUUUUCCCUGCAACCACCAGACACGUCAUAGUACGAGCUGAACAGUCAACUAAAGCAACUACUAGCAGUACUCUGUCCAUCCGACGUACUCAAUUCGAAGAGAUAAUUUAAUAUUAAAUAUAAGUGUAAUAUAUUUUCAAAUGUAUAAAAUUCGAACGAUUUAAUUUUAAGAAGAUUAAUGAAAUAAUGCCCGCCUGUCUCGGCCCCGCUGCUUGAUAUCCAUUCCCCCUAUUAACAAAAAUGGGGAAAACCAAAAUGAGUCCAAAUGACCGCCAAGUAUAAAUUUUCGAUUUUAUUAAUAUUGCUGAACUAUUGAAAUUUUAUUCAAUAAAAUCGAAAGUUAUACUAUUGAAUAAAGCCGUAUAGCCAAGGAACAUCGUCUACAUUUUCUUAUCUUUAAAUAUGGAUAGUGUAUUAAAGCUUUGAAUUUGAAUUCCUAUCUUGGGCAAUCGGUACUUAAAUCCACGACCCUUGUGAUUUUUAAACGACAAAGAAAUAACUACAUAAUAAAUGCAUGAACAUAAGGAAACAUAAAUGAAAUUGAUGUAAAACAGUGAUUGGAUGUGCCCUAAUGACAUAUGACGAAUGAAGAUUUUCAUCAAAGUUACAGGAAACUUGUCGCAUAACUUAUUCCUCAGUUCAUUGAAAAACAAUACUUGAAGUGUAUUUUAAUUUCCUAUUUAUUGCGCAUUUGAUUUAUUAGUUUGUACCAUAUAUUUUUCAUUUUCAAGUAAUCUGUUUUCAAAGAGAAACAAUGAAGCAUUCAUAUAUUUUUAAAACAGAAAGAUAUCGAAAUGAGAAAGAGAUGAGUUUGCGGAUUUCUGACGGGAAUUUUGCCAAUAUCUCCAAAGUUAAUGGACUUCGAGGGAAAUGUCAAAACAUCUAUCUCAAAAUUUAAAUGGUUCUCAAGAACAAAGUUUUCUCAGUGAUUUUCCUAUUUAAUUAUUUUUCUUUCUCGAAAUUUGCAAAUGAUCUUGAAGGAAUCGUUAGUCUCAUCUGUUUCUGCUGAUUCCCUAUGGGAACAGUUCAUUGUGUUAUCAAGUUGGCCACCGGGUCCAAUACACAGUCCGUAAAGAAAAUCGAGUGAGUAAUCCGCCAAGCUUGAAAUUAUAUAAUCUUAAAACCCAAUUUCAACAUCAAAGAUCAAUGAAUUUUUUUAAAUGACCGAAAAAACGAUAAAGAAAUUGUACAGUCGAUAUUAAAUUAUCGUUGAGUCCUUAAAAAUGUGAGACUUAGUUAGUUCGUAAGGAUUACGAGCUUAAGUUGUCCAAUUGUAUACGUUAAGGAACAAUUUAUUAGUCUAAGUUUUAUGUAAAGCGACGAAGACGCGAUGGUGAAGAGACGUUUUAAAUGUUGUAGAAAUAUCAACACAAAAAAUGUACCAGAAGACUGCAAUUUGAUGAAUGACAAGAAGUUAUCGAUUAUUAUCAUACUUCACGCGAACUUGGCCAGCCUAUCUUUGUAUUUUAAGAAUAUUGUGGUACAAACCUGAAGGCAAUUAUCAUUUUUCAAUACCCACAGUUGUAAAUGAAUUAGGAUAAUCAAUUUCGCAAAUUUUUUGGCAAAAUUUCAACAGUUUAGCGGUAAAAAGAUUCCAAAUGGGUGUAAAACACCUCCGAAAAUUAUUUUGUAGAUAGGUUUUCUUUGUAAGAAAAAAGUUUAAACAAAAUGGUACUGCGAUCGCUACGAAAAUCUUACAAAAUCGAAUGAACUAACCAGUAGAUGGACGCCCAAUGAGAUUAUCCUGUGUUUUCUUAUGACUGUGUUUCAUAAUUGACAUAUAAACUUGAUAAAAAAACUGUCAUGGCGAGAUUAAAAAUAACAAUAGCUGUUGAAAAUGCAAAGUAACUGGUUAUUUUUUUUUGCGUUCGAUCUCAUACUUUCUUAUCCGAAAAUCGAACGUCUAUCUUUUGGGUGGUGUCCAUCUAUUGCGCAGGUUACCCUACUAUAACAAUUUUGUGAAAUAAUAUCUCAUAAAUUUACAAAGUGAGGAGUUAGGAAUUUUCAAUUCAUUAAUUCGACAUAUUAUUUCUUUUUUUACCGCUCAACUACAGAUUCUACGAUGGAUUUCAUAAUUAUCUCAGUUAGAAAACGUCCAGAAAAUGAAAGACGAAUAUUCAUAGAAAUUUGUACAUUACAAAAUUGUGAUUUUUUUAAUUUCUUAAUUUAUAUAGGUAGAAGAAGAAUGUAUUUAUGACAUUUAUAUAUAUUUUUUUCAAUUAGUUGGAAAACUGCCAGUUGUCGUUUACGAUUCGAUUGUGUUCCUCCGCAUUUGGAAAACUCUUUUUCUUUCAAUCCGGGCAAUCAGUAAUUCUUUCCAUGACUUUCUAUGAAACUAAACAAUUUUCUCGCAUAUUCGAUGUUCCAUGAAUUUUUAGUUUCUUCCAUGCCCUUUGAUCAUAUCGAGACCAGUUUAAUUUUCAUUUAGCCCGGCUGGAGUAUUAUUCAUAACAUUUGUGGAAUAUUAAAUUAUUUUUUAUUACUUUACCAUUCUUUUCUAUGAUUACAAUUUUAUCAGAAAGUAUUAAAAACAUUUUGAAACAAAUAACGAAUGAAUCCAAUCCGUGGAAAUGUUAAAUUUCUUAUGCGUGUGAUUCAAGCCGAUUUAGGAAAAAAGCAAGCGUUCGUAUUCUAAUAUAGAAUAUCCUCAGAAUUAUCUGAGGUAUAAAGGAAAAAAUGGAAAGCUGCUUACUCAAAUUUUAAUGGAAUGGAAAGGAAUUAUUUUAAGGAAUGGGAGAAAGCGCAAAGAAAGGAAAACCAAUUGUAUAUUACCUGUACAAAAUUAAUAGAAGUGAAGUAAAACACA
Diachasmimorpha longicaudata is the source of this 7353-nucleotide messenger RNA. RefSeq lists its product as uncharacterized. NCBI's taxonomy places the organism in Eukaryota, Metazoa, Arthropoda, Insecta, Hymenoptera, Braconidae. The transcript is spliced from 6 exons. The record is from RefSeq and is a predicted model, not a curated record. The coding region runs from base 1926 to 4490 and encodes 854 amino acids.